UGCUGUAAGGAUCUCAAACGGACCGCCCGCACGCGCAACGAACCCUCGGCCCGGAGGAAUAUUGAAUAGCUAUUAUCAGUACGGGAAUGCGAGUCUGACAUCCUAACUUAAACGCAAGAUUGCUGAGUGGAAUAUUUGAGGGUCUGCAGACAACAGAAGUGUGUAGUGUGUGUCCAUUGAAAAGACCGCUUCCCCUCUGCUGAUAAUGAAGCACCAUUUCCACAUGAGGAGGCAUUGACUCCGGCGCAACCCUGUCGCGCCCACAGCGCCCCCUCUCGGCCCGGACGGCCCACCAUGCCCCGGCCAUGAAGGGCUACCAGGUGAGUCGCAGUUUGUCGCAACACUCCUCUGGGCCUUGCUACUGCAUGCCUGAGGACUGUGACACUGCACGGGACUAUAUGCACCACCCCGACCACUACCAGGGGCACAAUGACCACCCCUACUACCCGCCUGGUGGCCCCCCUGAACCAUUGGCCAUGGUCCCAUCUGGUGGAGGCACUUUCCCUCGGUCACACCCCAGUCAGCCACAACCCUAUGACUCCACCUGUGAAGAGUGUGUAUCCUCUGCAGGGCAUGGGCAUAGUCAUGGGGCAAAGAUGCACCGUAUCCCACCAAACCUUCUAGAUCAUUUCGAGAAACAGUUGCCCUUUCAUCCAGAUGGCUUCCACACCCUGCAGUACCAACGCACAGCCAGUGGGGAACAACGCAGUGAGAGUCCGAGUCGUAUAAGGCAUCUGGUGAACUCUGUCCAGCGUCUCUUUGCCAAGUCACAUUCCCUAGAGGCGCCUUCUAAACGAGAGUUUAAUGGAGCCCGUGGGGGAGAGUACCGGGACAGAGAUAAAGGGCACCGCAGUGGUGGCGAGGAAAGCAGUGGACAUCAUUAUUCAGGAACGCACCAGUCUCGUUCAGCCCGUCGGAACAAAAGCCGAGAACGAAGCAAGAGUGGAGACUCCCGCCACGAGUCUCGAAGCUCCCGCCACCGGAGCAAAACAGCUGGAUGGUGGAGUUCUGAUGACAACCUGGACAGUGACAGCAGCUUUCUGGUCGGUGCAGGUAGAAGCGGACGUGGAUAUCCCACCGGGCAUGAGACCCUGGAUGCUGCCAUCCAGGAGCUUACCUUGAGGAAAUCUAAGGGGCCACCUCCAGGAGAGUGCCUGGCUUGCACCAACAUAGCCAUGGCAGGAGACAGUGGACACUCUCUUAAAAGGAGCACGUGGUCGGCCAUGACAGUCAGUCAGGCUAGAGAGGUCUAUCCAUCUUCCCGUGGAGGCGGAGGUGGAGGUGCAUAUGAAAAGGCAUUGGUUCCUCUAGAACCCAAAAUGAAGGAACGAUCACUCCACUAUCUGCAGGUUCCCUCAGAUGACUGGUGCGGUGGUGGGCCAUCUGACAGUGCUGGGGAGAUCCCUUGCAGACGGAUGCGCAGUGGCAGCUAUAUCAAGGCUAUGGGGGACGACGACAGCGCUGACUCAGACACCAGCCCCAAAGCCUCACCCAAAUCAGCCCUUAUUGCCCAGAGAGAAGCCUUCCGCCGCUCCGUCAGCAUGGACCAGCGCUCUUCCACUGCAUCUAAGUACUCAUGUAAACAGUGUACAGACAUCUACCCAAACAGUCGAACCACACCUAAAGGCCAUGCUCGCUCCCGUAGCGCCACACGCUCUCUGACCAGUGCUCAGCUGAGUGACAGUCUGAAUCUGUUUGGAGAAAUGGAAUCACAGGCUGUCGAGGCACUGGACCUACCCGGAUGCUUCCGCACCCGCAGUCACAGCUACGUACGGGCUAUCCAAGCUGGCUGCUCCCAGGACGAUGACUGCCUGUCUGUCUUUUCCAUGUCAGGCCCACAGGGGAACGUGAAGGGCGAAGCAGUGUUCCCAUUCAGGAAAGGACCCCCUCCUCUUCCCCCUCGCAUGUCCAAGCCAAUGAUCUCUGUGACCGCUCAGAGCAGCACUGAGUCCACUCAGGACGCUUACUUCCAGAGUACAGGACAGCCCGCACUGGUCCGGCCCAGACAGCACAGCAACUCAGUGGACCUGACUGAGAGCAGUGGGGGCCGUAGCUCCAGAGGUGGGCACUAUCUUGGCGGGGGCACUGUGCGUGUCAGGCAGAGUAGCAACUCCGUGGAGAGUCUGAACGGCAGGGCCCUUCAGAGCAUCGCCUAUCCUGGUGGCCCUGGUCCACUGAAACCGAAACACAGCAGCUCAGCUGAUAACCUUCUAGAGGGGCCCAGGGGAUCUAGGGACCGAGCUGGAGGCAGUCUGGGAAAAUCAGCCUCUCUGCCCCAGAACAGUAUGUCCCUAGCUAAAGCUCUGACUGGAGGAGAGGAGUUCAAACAGGAAGGACGAGGGAGGAAGUGGAGACCCUCUAUUGCAGUGCAGGUGGACAGCUCAGAGACAUUGUCUGACUCAGACCCAGAAGGCAAAGCACUGAGAGAGGUGCACUCCAUAGGGGUUCAGGUGGAGGAUGACAAAAGACGAGCCCGUUUUAAACGCUCCAACAGUGUGACAGCGAGUGUCCAGGCUGAUCUUGAGCCAGAGGGUUUUGGUGGGCUGACAGUCCCCACACAAGACAAGGGCCUGCAGUUUGGCUGCUCAUUCCAGCGCCACUCAUCUGAACCAGAAUCAGCCGGUCAGUUUACAGAGUAUCGUACAGUGCACACACAGGGCCAGUGGGCCUACCGUGAGGAUUACCAUAGUGGUUACACCAACGAGCCUGGCCCUCCGGAACUCAGGGCCUUGCACCGCUCCCACUCCCCUCUGCCCCUGGCCCCUGAGCGUGGAGUGGGAGGCUGGAGCGAGGGCCCGAGGAGCCUCCCUGAUUCAGGCCGAGCCUCGCCCUGCUUACGAGAUGGAGAGUUCUUCCUUCGGCUCCUGCACACAGAAGUGGAGAGGAUGGAGGGAUGGUGCCAGAACAUGGAAAGAGAAGCAGAGACGAAUGAACUGCCAGAAGAGGUGUUGGAGCUCAUCAGAGGAGCUGUCGGCAGUGCUCAGAUGCUCAUGUCACAAAGAGUCCAGCAGUUCUUCAGGAUGUGCCAACAGAGUGUGGAUCCUUCAUCAUAUCCUCAGCCCAGCACUCAGGAUCUGGCCAGUUAUUGGGACCUCCUCCAGCUAGCCAUCGAGGACAUCAGGGUGAAGUUUCAGGACCUCCAGCGGCUGAAGGACUCGGGCUGGAGAUUACCUCCUGAGAAGAAGGAGGACAAGAAGGUUCCACCACCAUUACCAAAGAAGCCAGCCGGUGGCGUGACGGGCAGCUUGCGUGCCGACAGCACAACCGAGGCCGGAGGCAUGCUUGUGGUCUCACGAGGACGCAGCGUUCCCGAACGGGAGAAAUCGCUGGAUGUGGGCGACCGGCAAAAGCUGGAGACACGGCGCAGGCUGCUCCAGACCAAACGCUCAGCAUCUUUCCGUCAGAAUUCUGCCACGGAGAGCGCUGACAGCAUCGAGAUCUACAUCACAGAGGCUCAGACGAGACUCUGAGUCACUGGGACCCCCUUAAACAACUACUAUGGCUCUUCUCCGGCCCUCUGCACAGACGUCCAUGUUACAAAGCAGCCAGAGAGCGAGUGCAAUUACUCACUAUAGUGUGAUGGAGAAUUUGAGGUGGCUUACUAGUAUGCUGCUGGUGUUUGGAUGUGAGUGUACACAUUUUAUUUUCAAGUGUUAUUUAUUCUAAGAAAAAAAGGGCUCAACCAGCACAACCAAGUGUUCCAAGAUUGAGACUUGUGCAAGUACACAAAAUAUAUAAAAAUAUUAGGACUGUUUUAAUGAAACACGCCAACACAUACGGGUGCAAUAUCAUAUAUAAAGAGGAUCUUAUCUUGUUAUUUUAAAUAAUAGACCUUGUUUUGAUAUAUUCUAGGCUGUGUAUGUUUCUUAACUGAUCCCACAGUGUGGCGGACGUAGCCCCUUUCACUGUGACACAAGCGCACUCUUGUGGUCAGAGUAGAGCAAUGCACCCUGAUGUAAAUUUGGGCCUGAAACUGAAUGUCUUAGCAGUGCAGUAAUAAAACUCCUGAAAGCAACUUUUGCAGUAUAGAUAAAUGCCUUUUUGAAGCCAGUUAUCAAAUUACCACAGGGAUUCAUCUCCCGUAUAGUGCAAUAUCACUUUGCAUUUGCAGUCAGGCUUCUCUCAUCAGUCCAGUGUGAAGACAAAUGUCUUAAAAAAAAAUUAGAGAGAAAAAAAAAAACACAACAGAAACACUCAAGCUCUGAGGCACCAGCCACGCUUCCUGAAAUAGGACAGUCUACAUCAUAAGACUCUUCAGAAACAGGGGUGCAGAAGACAAUCUUAAAUUUUACACGUGACCUGCACACUGAAAAAUGAUCAUUCAGAGAGUAGGGGAAGCAUCUUGUUCAUUUCACCCCUCCCCCUUUUAACAGAUGAAAACCCUCUAACAUGAAAUCAAUGUCAUGUGCCUGAGUGUUUUAUUUAUUGCAGUUGUUUUUUCCUCUCUUUUUUCUUUCUUUCUUUUUUUUAUUUUUUUUUAUUUUUUUGCAGAAAUUAAGAAAUUAAUGAAUUCUUCUGGUUCUAGUUCUAUUUUCUCGCUUAAAUAUAUUAUGUUACUUCUUUAAAUUUAUCUGAGGUGCAAAAUAAUAUGUGACCAUGGACCAUAAAACCAAUCUUAUGUGUCAAUUUGUUAAGAGACUGAAUAAAUAAGCUUUCCAUUGAUGUAUGGUUUAUUAGGAUUGGGUAAUAUUUGUCUGUGAUAGAACUAUUUGAAAAUCAGGAAUUUGAGGGUGCAAAAAAAUCUAAAUACUGAAAAAUCUGACUUUUGUAGUUGUCUAAAUGAAUUCUUAGCUAUGCAUAUUACUAAUCAAAAAUUAAGUUUUGAUAUAUUUACGGUAGGAUAUUUACUAAAUAUCUUCAUGGAACAUGACCUUUAUUUAAAUUCUAAUGAUUUUUGGCAUAAAAGAAAAAUCUAUUAUUUUGUCCCAUACAAUGUUUUAUUUUUGGCUAUUGCUAAAAAUAUACCCCAGCGACUUAAGACUGGUUUUGUGGUCCAGGGUAACAUAUACUUCAGAUCCUUUUAUAGAACAAAAUAAUCUGUGUCCACUUCACAUCAAAUGUUAAUUUGUGGAUUAUGAAAAAAAAAAUUGCUGUGUUAGUUUAUGUGGUGAAGUUUUGUGUUUAUUAUGUGUUGAUUAUGUGUGCAUUCAACUUCUCAAAUGGGUAAAAGCAAACUGGAAACAAGAUCAGACAGUAAUUCUUGCAAAUUCCAUCGAUUACUUUCCUUUUUUUUAUGAAAAAAAUGUUGAUUGCAUGAACGAUCUGAACUUUUUUUUUAUUUAACUAUGGACAAGGUAAUGGAAUAAUGGAAAUAUUUUAUUUGGGAGAUGUAUAUUUUAUAAAGUAAAUUUUUAGAUUAGCAGAUAAACAUAUGUUGUCAAAAGUUAUGUUAAAAUAUGUUAUAAAAGUGUCUACGAAUUUACAAAGUAGGGAUGUGACAGCUCUGUGGACUUUAAAGAAGUGGGCGACUCACCGCUACAAACUUCAGCAGAAUCGUGUUGUUUUCCUCUUAUUUCUUUUGUCAACGUCGAAACAGACUGGCUGAAGACUUUUGACAAAAGCAGAAUAGAUGCUUGACAGCUACUUGCCAUGUUGUCCAUGGGCAAAAAAUAUAAUCUGUUUUCUAUGUCUUGACUAUCUACACAUGCCUAACAGCACUAUGUGUGGCUUUUUUUUUUUUAAAUCUAACUAUUUAGUAUUAUAUUCAAUACGAAAUAUAUAACUCACACAAUAUGUAUUGCUCUGAUAAUUAGAUUUGUUACACCUGAUCCAGCUAAUAACCACCUCACACUGGAUGUUUAUAUGUAACCUGCAUGCUUUUAUUAAUCCAUGAAAAUACUGAACAAACUCUAUCGAAACUGUAGCUCUUUAUUGUAGUCUGGAAAAAAGGGCAGGGGUAUUUAUCAAAUUAUUUAUAAUAACUACACCUACAUUUCUGUAUCUAAACUUGUUUGAUUUUAUUUUUUUUUAUCAAUUAAUUCCAACAUUUUUUUACGACAUUUGUACUUUUUUAUUUACCAUCAUCUCUUUUUAUUUCUGUAUUUAUUUAUAUAUUAUUCAUUUAUUUAUUUUACGAAUAUUUUAUGGAUAAAAUAUCCAUCAUUUUAUGAACGCAUAUUUGUUUAAGCUUUAAAACGGUUGUCAACUUACAAUUUUUUUUUUUUUUUUGGACGCAGCAAGUCUAAGAUGACAGAAAAGCACAACAGACUAUUUCCUCUUCCACUGUGAAGGACUUCCUGCCUUCUCAAAACACUGAAAGACUAUGUACAUGCCGUUGGGGUUUCCAGUGCGAGAAAUAGGAUGAUCUCUUAUCAGGGCCAUAUGUUUUUGAUAUACCAACAAAACUUCAUUUCAAGCAAGACUGACCACACUUUCCCCUUUGCAAGUUGUUAGCCUUCUCAGGCACUGACAGGAAUCAGUCUGACUCUCAAAUGGACCGCUCAGAAAGACUAUUUUGAUGGCCUUUCUAUUCUAACCAACGUUUUCUAAUGUAAACUGAUAGAUGGAACCUAGUCAAAUACAAUAUUUAAUGGCUGUGUCACUCGCUACAUCAAGUCAAGCUUCCUAUGUCAACCUGAUGGUAUGCUGGUUGUUGGUUCUUGAGACAUCUGGUGUCUUAAUAGGUCAGAAUGGAUGGCUGAAACUCUGCCAUUGCUCCUUUAAGCUGAAAAAUGAGUCUAAAAAGUGUUGGUGAAGCCUCUGUAUAUGCUGUAACCCGAUUUAGCUAGAGUAAGUGAUGAAUAUUUCUUCGUAGCACAGAGGAGCUUGUAGCAGUGUGACGUAGACGUUACAUUGGAUUCUAUAACGCAUUACAGAUCGCUGAAAAUUACAUGGGUCAUAGACUUACAAACAAUUACUGUGUAAUUACAAAUACCUUCUCACGUUCCGUUGUAUUAUGUACAGUAAAUAUAUCUGUUGCAAUUGAAGUUGUUAUUAUUAAUAUUCAAUGGAUUGUUGAUGAUUAUUGGUAUUAUUAAUAAUUUCAUAUAAUGAAAAAUGUUAUUGCAAUUAUGACUAUGAGAAAAUCUAUUCUGUAUUCUCCAGGGUGUUCAUGUGUAAAGAGCCACCCGAUUUAGAUUUUAUUCUACUGUUUGUAAUUGCUGCUAAUGUAGAAAAUAGCCCUGUGGGAGAUAAGACAAACUGGAAAAUAACAGCUAAUGUUAGGCCUGUCUCUUCUAGCAGUUGUGUGCAAGAUUACAGAAAAUGUCAAAUGAACAUGUAGAUCUGAAGAAUGAGUAUUCCCCUUUCUUAACGGAAAAAAAGAAAAAAAUAUCUAUAAAUGUUUGGCCAGUUUGUGAUGUAGCAAAACAAUUCUGUUCUUUUUUUAAUUGUUCAUUAAGUUGCUCAUUAUAAGAACAUUGUGGAAAAAUUUAUUAUUAAUGUUAUCACUAUUUAUGGUUGUUCACUUUUUUUUAUCAUAUAUUUGUUUAAUACAGUGCCAAGGUAAAAUAACUUUAUUUUGUAUCUUUGCUUUUUACAUUGUUUUACCAAACUGCAAUAGCUUACAACUUCACCUUUUUCAUUAUUUCUAGAUUUGAAAUAAAUUUGAAUUUCUUAUCAUGUGUUGUGGCUAAAGGGUGAAGGCCUUAUGAUGAACCAUGGCACAGCAGAAGUAAAAUACAUGGAUUAAGGUUAUUUAUUUAAUUAUUAUUUUUUUUUUUUUUGGUCACCGAGAUGUACAGCUAGUGUCUACUAUUGAAUCAGAGAUGGCACACUGUGAUGUGGUAAACCUAAACACAGAAUGUUAUAUUGUCAACGGUUGUAAACAUUUUUAAAUUACUAUAAAGCUAUUUUAGCAAGGUAAAAUAACUGCUGUCCACUUAGUGUCCUCUUAUUUUCCUUAUGACAUUUCACAAGAAUG
Messenger RNA from Carassius carassius (crucian carp), 7861 nucleotides. RefSeq names its product discs, large (Drosophila) homolog-associated protein 3 (gene dlgap3). Gene Ontology annotation, cellular component: postsynaptic specialization; glutamatergic synapse. Gene Ontology annotation, molecular function: molecular adaptor activity. The transcript has 12 exons. The coding region runs from base 306 to 3470 and encodes 1054 amino acids. Gene Ontology annotation, biological process: signaling. NCBI's taxonomy places the organism in Eukaryota, Metazoa, Chordata, Actinopteri, Cypriniformes, Cyprinidae. The record is from RefSeq and is a predicted model, not a curated record.